CAAAAUUCCUGUCUCUGUCCCAUACAAAUGCAGGCGCCCGCAAUGGCGGCUUCUUCUUCCUUUGCUGUCCAGGGCCGUGCUUGCCACAGAUGCACUGCAAACAGUUGCGUGCGUGAGCAGAGAUCUGGUGGAAGUCAAGCAAGUGGUCCUCAAAGACUCCAAGCAAGGAUCGCAAGCUCAGCGGUCGAGCAUUUGAGAUGUAUGAGGAAGGGAGGCAAUCUGGUCAUGCGACCUGAGAAUGGCAGGCUGCUCUGGUUUCCAAUCAGCAAGGAGACUCCAGCGGUCAGCUUAAGAAGGAAGGGCAGCCAGCGAGUUGAGGCCAGCUCAAGCAAUGCUGACAAUGCGCAGUCAGCCAAGUCCGUGCAAGAAUGGCCACUUCCGACCACAUCCGACCUCAGCGUAGAGCAAGCACGGGGCGCCUGCCAGCGAGCAAUCGCCGAUGGGAAGACGCGGUUGCAGAUUGAAUUGUUGCUGCCGCUGAUUGGAGCUACGGACCUGGACGACUGGCCGGGCGGCAUCAAGCAACAGUUCAAGGCCGCUGUUCCCCUCGUCUACUCUCUUCUACGGGGCCUCGUCGGCACUUCUUCCGCAGAAGCGAGCAAGAAGACUUUGCUAGACGAAGCGGAUGCGGUCGGAGUCUGGGAAAGCGACAGCGUGGCUCUCGUGUUGUUUCCGAACGCUGAGACGGUUCCGGAUCUAGAGCGGCUCGCGGCAGUGGAGGGGCGACCGUUGUUGAUAAUGAAUCCGCAAUGGCAAGCGGGCCAGGUGAUUUCCGACUUUGGAUUUGGCGCGCGAAAACAGGCUUCAGAGGACUUUUUAGCGACUUUUGAGCCGGCUUACCAGCUACAACAGAAGAGGAUCCAAGGGGAGGACGUGCGGAUACUGCGGUGCUAUCCUGGACCCUAUCAGGUGUACCUUAUUGAUGACCGAGGUAAGAGUGACGUCGUGACCAGCUCGGAGACCUUGCCGACUUACAAAGAAAUUGACGCGUUGUUGAGAGGUAGGGUUGGUUCUAGAGCGAGCAAAAGCUGGCUUGAAAAGCUGAUGGGAGAGACGAAGUUCAAUCUAGAAAACAAGUUUUGACGAGCCUAUUUUGGAUGCAGCCCACGGAGAAUGUAUCCGACAAGUCAGUCGAGGUCUUUUCUGCCUGCUUUUGAACAUUCGUACAUUUUUCAUAGAAGUGACAUAUAACUGAGUUGCUUGCGAACCGAAGUCCAAUUGGACUUCUCAUCGAUGGGCCGGUCCGACAUAACGUG
Klebsormidium nitens is the source of this 1256-nucleotide messenger RNA. The record is from the annotation of a GenBank genome assembly. Lineage: Eukaryota; Viridiplantae; Streptophyta; Klebsormidiophyceae; Klebsormidiales; Klebsormidiaceae.